GACGAGGAAGUGAUGUUGAUGUGCGCGUCCUUCACCUCGUCCAGCGAGACGUUACAAAAGUGUUUUCUUUCUCAUAUUUGCAAGGAAUUGACUCGCGUUUUCGUGUUUUAUGAAGUGACAGCGGUUAACUAAAGGUAGUUAUCAUCAGUACGACAAAUACGGCAGGUUUUAAGGGUCCAUUUAUUCAGUGGAAGUGAAGUUUUAUUCAAACAACCACUUAUUGACAGCUACUGUUAGCUAGCCUCCGCAGGAGUGAGAGUUGCCAAGUUAAGCCCGAACUCGUAACUUAUAGCUGGACCAAAGGCCCCCAGGAUACUGUGAUGCCUGCUCCAAAUUCAUCAGAAAGGAAGGCCUGCUGGGAUGCCAGAGACCUUCUCUGGAAAUGUUUAGACGUCAACAACGACAAGUUAGAAUCCUGCCAGAACUUCCAGGGGGAGUUUGAGGCAAAAUGCCCUGCCCAAUGGGUGAAAUAUUUCAAUAAGAGGAGAGACUUCCUUAAAUAUAAGGAGAAAAUCCAGACGGAAGGAUUCUCACCUGCUGAAGGCCCCCGGGAGAACUCUUAACCACCACACAACAUGGACAAAAAAGACUGAUUUUAAACCUUAUUGACACCUUUUUUGCAGAGGUACAGGACUUAGAGAGGAGCAGCCCUCAGUUGCCACUACGGAUAUUUAUUAAGGGAUAUAUUUUUCUUUAAAGUUUCACCUGGUAUGAGGCUCUCUGGUUCUGUGCACAAUAUUUGUGGUUAUUAAAGGCAUCAUCAUUAUUAUGAACUCCUCGAUGUCGUACAUGAACAGCGCCUUGUGAUUUAUAGUAUGAAAUGUGCGUUGUUUGCAAAUAAAUUUAAAUCCGGUGACUGGUUUAGAAGGUUUUUAUUGUUUGUACAUGUAUAAUUUAUUCAAUUUUUUUUUGUUUCGUAGUUGGAUACGAAUGCUUUAUGAAGACUAAACACAAUUUCAGAAUGUUACAGCUCAUUUGAAACGGGCAAAGACACGUAAUGUUCAUAUUACAAAUCUGCAUGUAUUUACAGUAGAGUGUGGCCCCUGGAUGAAAGGCCACAAGGAGCUGUAUGAAAAACUUAACUAGAAGUGAAUAAAUUACAAAAGAAAACGGUAGGCCUGAUUCAGCCCAUGCUAACGCCUAUCCUUAUAUAGUUGUGGUAUAAAAAUAAGUAGCAAAUUAUAUGUAGAAUUUCUGUAAAAAAUAUAAAGUAUAUCUUUUACUUUACUGCACAAUACAAGAGGUUUGAGCAAACUCAUUUCACCAGUGUGCUAAAAUUACUGUGAUUGGACAAAUUGAUUUAAACUAUUGCACCAAACAACCCUGUGCUCGCUGCCUCACUUUCUCCCAUGAGGACUUUUUUUAAAUACCUCAGCAAUGUUCAACCUCCUUGUGCGUGUAAGAAUUGCUCCUCCAAGGUGAAAAUAUCUGAGGACUAAAGAUCUUGUAGUUGAACAUGGAUACAUCAUACAAUUCUUUUUCUUUUUUUUUGCAUUUUUAAACAUUAAAAUCUUACUGCAUUGACACCUGACCUUAACCAUUAAAGUAGAAUUUUUCAUUUUUAAAUGCAGCCAAAAAAAACAAAAAGGCUGAAGUAAAAAAAUAAAAUAAAAGGAAUUGAGCGGAACAGAACUGAU
Molecule: messenger RNA, 1637 nt
Organism: Menidia menidia (Atlantic silverside)
Lineage: Eukaryota; Metazoa; Chordata; Actinopteri; Atheriniformes; Atherinopsidae
Source: the annotation of a GenBank genome assembly